UUAAAGUAUAGUGAUUCAUGAAAGGUUUGUUAUAAAAUUGAAGGAUGAAAGGUUUGUUGGAAAAAAUGAAAAAUUGACAACUUGGAACCUAAUUCCACAAGGCUAAGUAUGAAAUUUUGAUGGAUGAGGCUAGGUUUGGUGCCUAGCCAACAAGAUCGAGUGGUGAGCUUUGGUAAGUAAGGUACGUAGAAGGGAAGGCUUGCCAUGUAGCCAUAGGGUUGUCCUUAUCACAACAAGGCGAGUAGCUAGACUUGGUCCCAAGCCGAGAUUAUUGUACUAGGCCAAGAGGAUAGGUGACAUGACUGAGUAAGCUGGCGAUACAAGAGUGACGAGGAGACUAAACAUAGAGUCACCAAGGCCAUCGAGGAUGCCAAUGAGACCCUGACGACAAGGCUUGGUAGAUAUGAUAGUAAGAUGAGUUAGUUCAUCAAGGACACUGGUCAUAUGAUGUUUAUGCUUCACCAUAGAGGCAAGCUAGCAAGGUUGUGACCGUAUUUAUCAUGCCAGGCUAUGAGAAGACCCCUUCAGAAAAAGUUCAAGUCAUCGCCAACUUAACACCCAAGCUGACACCAAUUAGGCACCAAUUCGUUUGAGAGCCACCAAGAAGAUUGGAGAGGCAGUUACCAAGCUAGCAGUUCUCUAUAACGACUACUUACUUCAUCUAUAUAAAUAGAAGAAAUGAAGACAGAAAAAACAACUGAUAUCACUUGUCAAGUUUCAUCUUUUUUCUUCAUAACCAUAGAUACUAAACACUACUAUCAUAUGAAACAUUAGCAUUAGGGCACUAAAAUUAUUUGAAUGCUAAUCUUUGUCUUGUUCAUCGACUUAUGUAUGAUAACAAAUCAUAUUGUUUAUUAUAAAAUUCGGUUCAAAUUUGGAACAGGAUGCCGAACCAUUCACUUUCACAAUUUCAUUGUAAACAUUAAAAUUUUAUUCAUUUUAGUUCAUAUGUGAACUCAAUCGUUCCAAAAUCACUACUUAGAGCUUAAGGCAUGAAUUGUCGAGCUAUUUUAGGUUGAACAUCACAUAUCCACAUAAUUAGGUGUAUUCAUUUCUUUAUUAGCCCCUCUUAAGUCCCCCACUACCAUUAUAAUUCAAAAUCAAAACCGACACUUCCUCCAAAUAUACACACAUUGCUUUCCCUCUCCAACCAUUAACAUUUAUGAUUUAACAUUACGCACCCACCAAUUCUUUCUUUCUUUCUGGUUCUGGCCCACCUCUCUCUCUCUCUCUCUCUCUCUCUCUGUUCUUUUCUUCCCCUCGUGUUUUUUUCUGUCUUCUUACUUCUUAGUCCAAAAUGACAACCAUCUUCCACUUCUCUCUCUCUUCAUUUCCACCAAGCUAGGCUCAGCCUUGGCUCUCACUAGUCACUACCCACCAGUCCACCACCAUUUCCUCCCCAUCUCUAGUCUCUCUCGCCCCUUUCUCCGGGUAUGAAAAAGUAAUUUCCCAUCUCCCCUUCUUCACUUCUCCACAAGACCACAACCCAAACCACCACCAUGGCCAAGCUGGUGGUGGAAGUAGUCGACGCCAGCGACCUAAUGCCCAAAGACGGGCAAGGCUCGGCCAGCCCGUUCGUGGAAGUGGAAUUCGAGGGCCAAAAGCAGAGGACUUCAACCAAGCACAAAGACCUCAACCCUCAAUGGAACGAGAAGCUCGUCCUACACUUCAACGACCCUAGAGAUCUCCCUACUUCUACCAUUCAAGUUGUGGUCUAUAACGACGGCAGAGGGAACGUACCUGGCGGUGGCGGCGGCGGGCAGCUGAAGAAUUUCCUCGGCCGGGUCCGAAUCUCUGGCUCCUCUGUCCUUUUCUCUGAGCCCGAUUCCACUGUCCAGAGAUACCCACUUGAUAAACGUGGGCUUUUUUCCCACAUCAAGGGAGAGAUCUCCCUCAGGGUAUAUGCUGUGGUUGGUGACGCCGGUGGUAGCAGCUUUACUCUGGCGACGGAGAUGCCGGGAGUUGGAGAAAGGGCUGAGCAGCCUACUACUCUCCGAGAGAUGGACCCUAACAAGGGUGAAGAAGAGGAGGAGGAAGAAGAAUUUCACCAGCACAACCACGACGAUGAAGAGAUGAUGAAGAGCAAGAAGAAACACAAGGAGAAGGAUAAAGUUCGCACCUUUCACUCUAUACCCACCGGAGCAGGUGGCCACCACCAUCCUCCGCCGCAGCAGAGGCAAUCCCCCCCGGCUGCGGCGUUUCCACCGCAGUUUUCCGGUGGUGGGUUUGGAAUGGGGGUUGAAGCACACCAUCAGAAAACGCCGGUUAUUGAAACGAGAACGGAUUACGCACGCGCCGCGGCGCCGGCAGCUGGCACUUCAGUAAUGCACCAUAUGCACAUGCCGAAGCAGAAUCCGGAAUUCUUGUUGGUCGAGACCAGCCCGCCAUUGGCGGCGAGAAUGAGAUACAGAGGUGGUGACAAGACAUCGAGCACUUACGACUUGGUCGAGCAGAUGCAUUUCCUCUACGUCAGUGUGGUGAAAGCCAGAGAUCUCCCUGUAAUGGACGUCUCAGGUAGCUUAGACCCUUACGUGGAAGUCAAGCUUGGUAACUACAAGGGGAAAACGAAUUAUCUGGAGAAGAAUCAGUACCCAGUCUGGAAUCAAACCUUUGCCUUCUCGAAAGAGAGGCUGCAGUCGAAUUUGCUUGAAGUCAUGGUGAAAGAUAAGGACUUUGCUAAAGAUGAUUUCGUGGGCAGGGUUUACUUCGAUCUUACUGAGGUUCCACUUCGAGUGCCGCCAGAUAGCCCACUGGCGCCGCAAUGGUAUCGGCUCGAAGACAAGAAGGGAUUCAAAGGCAAAGAUGGCGAAAUCAUGUUGGCGGUUUGGAUGGGGACUCAAGCUGAUGAAGCUUUCCCAGACGCAUGGCAUAGUGAUGCUCACGACGUUGGGCAAACGAACCUGGCAAACACAAGGGGAAAAGUUUACUUCUCGCCAAAGCUUUAUUACCUUAGAGUACAAGUGAUUGAAGCUCAGGAUCUCGUACCUCACGAUAAAGGUAGAGUGCCCGAUGCUUGUGUGAAGGUUGUGCUUAGCAAUCAAGUCCGAGCCACGAGGCCUUCUCAAAUGAGGUCCGUGAAUCCCAUUUGGAAUGAAGAACUUAUGUAUGUAGCAUCUGAACCUUUCGAGGAUUUCAUUAUAGUAUCAGUUGAGGAUAGAGUUGGACCUGGCAGAGAUGAGAUUCUCGGGAGGGCGAUUGUACCACUAAGAAAUGUACCUCAGAGACUUGAGACAACUAAAAUGCCCGAGCCUCGAUGGUUCAGUUUGAUGAAACAUUCAUCUGAUGAUGAAGGGAAGGAAAGGAAGGAGAAGUUCAGCAGCAAGAUUCUUCUAGGUUUGUGCUUGGAAGCUGGAUACCAUGUUCUUGAUGAAUCCACCCAUUUCAGCAGCAAUCUUCAGCCUUCAUCGAAGCAUUUGAGGAAGUCGAGCAUCGGGAUGCUUGAGCUCGGGAUUCUCAGUGCUAGGAAUCUUCUUCCAAUGAAAGGGAGAGAAGGCAGAACCACUGAUUCUUACUGUGUGGCAAAGUAUGGCAACAAAUGGGUUCGAACCAGAACGCUUCUCGAGACUCUGCACCCGAAAUGGAACGAGCAGUUCAGCUGGGAAGUCUACGAUCCUUGUACUGUGAUCACCAUUGGAGUCUUUGACAACUGGCACAUCAACGGACAUAGUGAAACCCGAGAUCAGAGAAUCGGCAAAGUGAGAAUCCGGCUAUCCACAUUAGAGACUGAUAAAAUCUACACUCAUUACUAUCCGUUGCUAGUUCUGCAACCAAACGGAUUGAAAAAACACGGAGAGAUACAGCUGGCAUUGAGGUUUACCUGUACGGCUUGGGUCAACAUGGUGGUCCAAUACGGCAAGCCAUUACUCCCCAAGAUGCAUUAUGCCCAGCCAAUCCCUGUCCGCCACAUUGACUGGCUCCGCCAUCAAGCAAUGCAGAUUGUUGCAGGUCGGCUCAUCAGAUCCGAGCCACCUCUUCGUCGGGAAGUGGUUGAGUACAUGCUCGACGUCGACUACCAUAUGUGGAGCUUGAGGAGAAGCAAAGCAAACUUCCACCGCAUAAUGUCGGUGCUCUCGGGUGUGACAGCAGUCUUCAAGUGGUUUAACGAUAUCUGCUUCUGGAGGAACCCGAUCACAACGUGUCUUGUCCACAUCCUGUUCUUGAUUCUGGUUUGCUACCCAGAGCUAGUUCUCCCUACAGUCUUUCUCUACCUGUUUGUAAUCGGGUUGUGGAACUACCGGUUCAGGCCGAGGCACCCACCCCACAUGGAUAUAAGGCUCUCACAAGCAGAGCAUGUUCAUCCUGAUGAGCUGGAUGAGGAGUUCGAUUCAUUCCCAACUUCUCGACCUUCCGAUAUAGUGAGGAUGAGGUAUGACAGACUGAGAAGCGUUGCAGGGAGAGUGCAGACUGUGAUAGGCGAUUUGGCUAGUCAAGGGGAGAGAGCCCUAGCAUUACUUAGCUGGCGUGAUCCGAGGGCUACUGCCAUUUUCAUCAUCUUCUCGUUGAUCUUGGCUGUGGUCAUCUAUGUUACGCCAUUUCAAAUUGUGGCCAUGCUGCUUGGGUUGUACAUGCUCAGGCAUCCCAGGUUUCGGAGUCGAAUGCCUUCUGUUCCUGUCAACUUCUUCAAGAGGCUGCCUGCGAAAUCAGAUUUGUUGCUGUGAUGAGAUGAGUUUUGAUAUAUUCUUGCCGGGUAAAAAGAGGUGAAUAAUGAAAGGAGAGGUAAAAGAGGAAGAAUGUACCUUUUCUUUGCCUCCAUGGUUGUAUGUUGUAGAUUUGUAUACUCUCUGCUGGAGUUUCUUUCUUCCACUAUUCUUCUUCAAUUACUGGAGCUUCGAUUCCACAUUCUGUAUUUCUGAUGACGAGCAUAUAUUGUAUGUACUACACUGUAAGCAGGCAACUUUCAGAUUGGAAUUCAAUAAAACAAAAACUUAACA
This is a messenger RNA of Linum trigynum, 4931 nucleotides long. NCBI's taxonomy places the organism in Eukaryota, Viridiplantae, Streptophyta, Magnoliopsida, Malpighiales, Linaceae. The record is from the annotation of a GenBank genome assembly.